Molecule: messenger RNA, 4342 nt
Organism: Urocitellus parryii (Arctic ground squirrel)
Lineage: Eukaryota; Metazoa; Chordata; Mammalia; Rodentia; Sciuridae
Source: RefSeq, a predicted model, not a curated record
CUUAGUGAAACCCAGUUUCAAUAAAAAAUAAAAAAGGCUGGGGAUGUAUCUCAGUGGUAAAGUGCCCUAGGCUCAAUCCUCAGGGCCAAAAUCAAAGACUCUCAAAAGCUUUUGUUAUCUGUGCUAUAACUAUUGAUAUUUAUUGUACUAAAACCUAAAAUAGAAAGAUUUUAAACACGAGAAUACAUAAAUACACAUUCUAUUAGUUUUGAAAGCCAUGGUGUCAAUACAUAUCAUGUAGCUUCUGGAAAACCCCGCAUGUACACUCUUAGAAAAUUAUAAUGAAAAAUGCAAAUAACAUCUUUAUAGAGUUGUUAAGUUUUAACCUCAAAUACCCACUGAAAUUGUCUUGGGGACCUCUGGGACAGAAACCAACCUUGGAGAACCAGUGCUCUGGGGUAAAUUCAUUCUUCCUGCUCCGUCCUGUGAGUCCCCCCACCCUGCCCGAACACUGCCUACCUCUCCAGUCCUACCAGGUGCUCCCCAGCCCUCCUCUCAAUGCUCAUCAACACACAGCUAUUCCUUUCUUUCGAUGAACCAAAGGCYUCCCACCAGCCUCGUGUUCCGCAGCUUGAUUCCCUCUGCCUGGCUCCUUCCCUGGGCCCCCGACUUAGGUCUGCCUCGUGAUUCCCCUCAGACAGUCGCGUGUCUGUCUUGUGAGRUUCACCACAGCUGUAGUUAAGUGAUUGUGAGAAUCGUGGUUAAACGCCCGUCUACCCUCCCGGACUGUGGCUCCUGUGGCUCAGCGUGACAAGCCUGUGUGUCCUCUGCUGUAUGACUGGCGCCCACUGGAGGGCGCUCAUUAAACAGCUCCUGAACUUAGAACCGAGGAAGCCGCAGCACAAGGGGCUGGACGGUCGUCGGCCCGACGGAUGGGGAACGGGUCUAGUGUGGGAAUAAAGUAGUGUUCCAGUGCUUCCAACCGGGUGUCGCAUUCUCUUCCUUUUCCAAGCACAGUCACCUUUGGUCUCUUUCAAUUACCYCGUCUCCCAAACGCCUCGGAGAUAUCCAAUCUCCGGUGGCAACAGUGCAGAGUCACACACCCAGAGGCUCCAAAGACGCCUUAAGCAAACGCUACCUSGAACCUCCAACGAGCCGCGAGGACCGGAAAGGCCCCAGAGCCGAGUCUCAACCGGAUGUGGCGGCUUCCUGCCCCGCCCCCAGGGGGUGGGCGGGAACUGAGUGCUCCUCAGAAAACCUGGCGUGGAUUCGGUCCGUUGCACUCGUGGGUUGGGGCUGGGAGUGUAACCUUGUGGGGUGCAGUAACCGGGUCUUUUCCCGGCUAAAGCACUUUCCGCAAUAGUGUUGGCCUUGUUCUUGCUGGUGAAACGAAUGUCAAAUUCUGCUCCUGCCCUCCUCCGGAGGCUGGAGACUGGAAUUUUUAUUCCAAUUCAGUGAGGAGCGAUGUGAGCUCCAGAAUCCUGGAGAGGAGGGGCGGGGGACAGUGGAGGUGGGGACCCGAGCCCCUGCGUCUCKGCCCCAGGACGUCCAACGUUCCCCUAGUCCGCGGCUCUGGCUCCUGUCCUCACUUCCUUCCCUUUUUGGCUCCUGCUCUCGGAGCGGGCGGACGCGGGGGGGAGCGGAAAGGGCGGGAGGGCCCGGGAGCCCCGCGGGGGGGUGUAGGGGGGUGCGGAAAAGCCGCGGAGGGGACUCGGUCCAGGGACUCUGUAGAGGGCCGGAGACCGACAGGAACAGCGGCCCGGGACCCGCGCUGCCCCCACYGAGCAGGCCCCUGUGUCUGUCUGGGAUGAGGAGGAGGAUGGUGCCACCUUUACUGUCACAAGCCGCCAAUAUCGGCCUCUUGAUCCCUUGGCCCCCACACCUCCACCACGGUCCUCCCGACGGCUCCGAGCUGGCACCCUGGAGGCUCUGGUCAGACACCUGCUGGAUCCCCGGACAUCAGGGGCUGACAUGACAUUCAUGUCAGCCUUCCUAGCCACCCACAGGGCCUUCACCUCCACGCCUGCCCUGCUUGGGCUUGUGGCUGACAGGCUGGAAGCCCUUGAGUCUCAUCCUACUGAUGAGCUAGAGAGGACAACAGGGGUAGCCAUCUCUGUACUGUCAACCUGGCUGGCCUCUCACCCUGAGGAUUUUGGCUCUGAGGUCAAGGGUCAGCUUGACCGGCUUGAGGGMUUCUUGCAUCGGACAGGGUAUGCAGCUGGGGAGGGUGUUGGGGGGGGCAGCGCUGACCUCUUCCGCAACCUCCGGUCCCGGGUGGACCCCCAGGCCCCCGACCUUCCUAAGCCCCUGGCCCUCCCCGGCGACCCCCCUGCUGACCCCACGGAUGUCCUGGUGUUCCUCGCUGACCACUUGGCCGAGCAGCUGACCCUGCUAGAUGCGGAACUGUUUCUCAAUCUGGUCCCCUCUCAGUGCUUGGGGGGCCUGUGGGGUCACAGAGACCGGCCAGGACAUUCCCAUCUCUGCCCAUCUGUCCGAGCAACUGUCACACAAUUCAACAAGGUGGCAGGGGCUGUGGUUAGCUCUGUCCUGGGGGCCACCUCAACAGGAGAGGGACCUGGGGAGGUGACCAUACGCCCACUUCGACCUCCCCAGAGGGCCCGGCUCCUAGAGAAGUGGAUCCGUGUGGCAGACGAGUGCCGACUUCUCCGAAACUUCUCUUCAGUUUAUGCUGUUGUGUCAGCCCUGCAGUCCAGCCCCAUCCAUAGGCUUCGGGCAGCCUGGGGAGAAGCAGCCAGGGACAGCCUCCGAGUCUUUUCUAGCCUCUGCCAGAUUUUCUCUGAGGAGGACAAUUAUUCCCAGAGCAGGGAGCUCCUCCUGCAGGAGGUGAAACUGCAGCCCCCUCUGGAGCCACACUCCAAGAAGUCCCCGAGGUCUGGUUCCCGGGGUGGGGGUGUGGUCCCAUACCUUGGUACCUUCCUGAAGGACCUCGUGAUGCUGGAUGCAGCCUCCAAGGAUGAGCUGGAGAAUGGUUACAUCAAUUUUGACAAGCGUAGGAAGGAGUUUGCUGUCCUUUCUGAGUUGCGACGGCUCCAGAAUGAAUGUCGUGGCUAUGACCUUCGACCUGACCCUGAUAUCCAACAGUGGCUCCGGGGGCUCCAGCCACUKACUGAGGCUCAGAGUCAUCAUGUGUCCUGUGAGGUGGAACCACCUGGUACCAGUGAUCAUCCUGCCCCACGGGUGCUUCGGCCAACACUAGUCAUCUCGCAGUGGACAGAGGUUCUGGGCUCUGUUGGGGGCCCCACCCCACUUGUAUCCUGGGACCGGCCCGGUGUAGGGGGAGAUGAAGUUCCUGGAACACCUGCCCCUUUGCUGACCCGAAUAGCCCAGCAUAUGAAGUGGCCAUCUGUCUCAUCUCUGGAUUCUGCCCUGGAAAGCAGUCCCUCCCUGCAUAGUCCAGCUGACCCCAGCCACCUCUCGCCCCCAGCCUCCUCUCCUAGGCCCUCUCGAGGCCACCGCCGCUCAGCCUCCUGUGGGUCCCCAUUGAGUGGGAGUACAGGAGAAGGAGCCUCCAGGGGAACUGGAUAUGGGGGAGGGGGAUCUUGUCCAGGGGCCUCUGAUUGCCGAAUCAUCCGAGUCCAGAUGGAACUGGGGGAAGAUGGCAGUGUCUACAAGAGCAUCUUGGUGACAAGCCAGGACAAGGCUCCAAGUGUCAUCAGUCGUGUUCUCAAGAAAAACAAUCGUGAUUCUGCAGUGGCUUCAGAGUUUGAGCUGGUACAGCUGCUACCAGGGGAGCGAGAGCUGACCAUUCCACCUUCAGCUAAUGUCUUCUAUGCUAUGGAUGGAGCAUCUCAUGAUUUCCUCCUCCGACAGCGGCGAAAGCCCUCCACUGCCACACCGGGUUCUGCCAGUGGCCCCUCUGCCUCAGGAACUCCCCCAAGUGAGGGUGGAGGGGGCUCUUUUCCCAGGAUCAAGGCCACAGGGAGGAAGAUUGCACGGGCACUAUUCUGAGGAAGAAGCCCUAUUGGCUUACAGAGGUCAUGGUGUUCAAACCAGAUGUGGGUAGCCAUCCUGAAUGGUGUCAGUUACAUCACAUUGGGACAAAUUCUGAAAGGUGGCUAGCCACCCUGGGGCAGUGAAGUGCCACUCAUUUAUCAGGCAGCAGAGAAAUUCAGCCAUGUGGGAGCUGGUAAUCUUGUAACCAAGUCAGAUACCUGUAUACAGCUCCUCACCUCUCAAGAAUACGGCACACAGAAAAGAGCACCAGUUUCUGAUUCCUGCCACAUCCUUGCAUGUGAAAGGCCAAGGAAAGGCCUACAGGCUCUGAGCCCCAGGGCAGAGGGGAAGGCAAGAAGUAGGUUCUAGUGGGAAUUCCUUUUCCCACUGUGGGGCUUCCUGUCACUGUGACAACACUAAGAUAAUAAACCAAAACACUACCUGAAUU